This is a messenger RNA of Zophobas morio, 6324 nucleotides long. RefSeq lists its product as uncharacterized. Gene Ontology annotation, molecular function: protein binding. NCBI's taxonomy places the organism in Eukaryota, Metazoa, Arthropoda, Insecta, Coleoptera, Tenebrionidae. The coding region runs from base 103 to 5214 and encodes 1703 amino acids. The transcript is spliced from 5 exons. The record is from RefSeq and is a predicted model, not a curated record.
UCAUAAUCGAAAAUAUUUUUACUUUAUACUUACUUUAAGCUAAUUUAACAAAUAUGUGAGUGCUUCUGUUAAACCUAAAUAAAGAUCCAGGGGGAUAGCACCAUGGAAGCUAGUUUUUCCCAAGCAAACGGUGGGCAAGAAAAUCAAAGACUCAAACAACCAAAUGGAGAAAUAAAGCAAGAAGACGAUAACCAAUGUAGAAAUAAUGGAAUUACGUCGCCAUGUGAGGAAAACCAUUCUUCCUUCCAAAAGUUUACAGAGCCUCCAUUCAAGACCUACGAAAAACUUGCGGGAACUGUUGAUCAGGGAAGAGAAUACGAACAAAUGAUGUGUGCAUUGUAUGCUUUAAAGUUGACUGCAUCCGACGAUGUGAAGGAUUUUGAAAUGACAACGAACAAUAAAAAUUUCGGAGCAUUUAAUGACAUCGUCAUUAAAGUUGAAUUCAACGACGGAAGAACAUGCACUUUUCUCUUUCAACUUAAACACAAAGAAGCUGCGAAACCUGUCAGGAAAACGGAUUUGUGUGCCGGUAAACGUGACUUUGACAUUGAAAAACAUUUUAAAUCUCUCACAGAGAUCGUAAGUGAAGAUACAGAGUGUAUUCUAUAUACAAACUCUCCGGUAGAUUUUAAAAGCAAGACCAGUGUAGAAAUUGGGGAGAGCUUUGAAGUAGAUAAGUGUGAUUUUGUAGAAUAUAAAGAGCUGUUUUUAAACACAGCCUGUACAGAGCACAACAUUUUCCGGGUCACGAAAAAAUCCGGUGAUAAACAUCACAGGUUUUACUUUUUUGCUGGACAAGAUAAUUUCGAGCAGACCGAGCAAGACGUGCAACAAAUGCUAUGGCACUUGGUGCAGUGCGACAUUUAUGUCUCUUUUGCACACUUUAUGAAAAAAUGGUGGUCAAAAAAUUAUGUUCUAAAUAAAGAUGAUGUCAUUUCAACGUUAACACAGUUGUCACUUUCACCAUACAUCAAAAGUUUAAGUGACAAGAAAAAAAAUCCGAAAACAGAAUACCUUGCGGAGGCAAUCAUGAAUUUUUCUACAACGAUUGUAGAAAAAACUGACGAAGAUAUUGUCGAACACAUUUGGUCGAUAGAGGACAUUUCACAUAAUGAAAUUACUAAAGUCAAGGAAAAAUUCGCAGUAGAAACUAUACACCGUUCUAAGGUCUUAUGGUACUUGAACAAGGUUCCUUUGAUCGUAAAAAUCGAUGAUACAAACAAAACUGUAAUAAAAGCUGUGAUGAACCUAAUAAAUAGAAGUGUCAAUCAGAAGAAAAUUAUUGUAGUGGGAAGUGUCACGAGAAGCGAAUUGACCGAAAGAGAAGUUUUCCAAGAUUUGUCAGAUCUAAUUAAAAAAUACCAAAAGGAAGCCUUCCUCCGAAAUCUCUUAGAAAGUUUUGUGAUUUCUAUACAAGAAAAAGAAUUAAUUUGUUUGGAAAAAUUCAUAGGUAACAAUUGUGAACUUGCAAAAGUUUUUAGAGUUGCCGAUUUGCUGAAAAUGUCGCAAACAUGUUUGCAUGUGGGUAAAAGACAGAAAUUACCUAAUUUACAUAUAACAAGCAGUGUUUCAACAAUUUUUGUCAAGACUACGAAUAUUCACAGUAUUUACGAAUCACAAAAAAAUCAAACAAUGGUAAUCAUUAAUUGUGAUAAAACAUAUGUCGAUGAAUUGUCACAAUACAAAAGAUUUCAUUGUGUUGAAAUAGAUGACUACUUGCAAGAAAGCCAUAAUGAAAGUAAAGAUAUUGUAAUAGCUUCAACAAAAAGAAGAUGUACAUAUGAUGAAUUCAUCCACGUUUGUAACAAAUCUAACAAGCUAAAUGUAUACCUGUUUCAAAAAUUUGAUGAUGAAUUGUCUGUGCUCCUCUUACGACAAGGAAAUGAGUUAUCAAGCUAUUUUAUUGAGGAACAAACGAAUGUAAGACAAAAAGAUAUAUUAUUACACUAUUUUGAUAAACCAGUCAAUGCAAUUUGUGGUCCAACUGGUAUUGGUAAAUCAACACUAAUGAAAUACCUUUGCAAUACGUGUCUUGAAAGCGAUUGGGGAAGUUACGUUGAUCUAGGAAAAUGCAAUUUAUUGUUUUCAGAAUGUCCAGACUUUGAAACAAUGUUGAAUUACUUUUUGAGAGAUGGAAAUUCGGAAGAAAAGACGACUGAAGAGAGAAUUCAAACUAUUUUGUGUAAGCAUAAAAGAUUAAAUUUAUAUCUUGAUGGUUUAAACGAAAUUAGUUUUUCUUGUGCAAAUAUUGUGCUGGAUUUCGUAAAACAAGCUUCAUCAAGAGGAAUUAGUGUAUGGAUUUCAUCGAGAGAUAAUUUACGAGAAAUGUUAUCAAAAAGAUACAAUAUUGUCCCAAUCGAGAUACAUGGGUUUAGCAGAGAACAACAAAAAAUAUAUAUACAGGGAAAACUUGGACAAAAAUAUGCUAAAGCACAAAUAGAGAAAAUAUUGGCUGUAAUAUUUACAAGUGUAGAUUUUAACAAUUGCCAAGAAUUGUUAGAAAUUCCUAUCCUAAUACAAAUGAUUACAGAAACAUUUCUUGGUAAUGACGACGCAUACAAAACCAUGGAAGAAAAAAAUAUACUCGUUUCAACGAAAAUCCAUCAUUUGUUGUUGAAAGGAAAAGUAACACAUGCCCUUAAUAAAAUAGUCAGUAAAGAUAUUUUAGAUCAGCUUGACGUUAUCUCCUCCGCACAAUUAAAACAAUACGAAGUUUCUGCUCUAAAUGCAUGCUUGGAUGUAAAUGAUUUUCGAAAUAUAAAGCUGAAUUUAAAAAAAUUUAAAGAUUUUACGAAUAAAAUAAAAAGUAAUGGUGACAAGUACGGAAUAAUCAAAACAAUAAGUGCAAAUGGCGAUCCAAUAUUUGAGCAUCGUAUUUGUGCGGAAUACUUGACUUGUGUCUGGUUAAAAAAGCAUAAAGAUAAGACUUUGCUGCAAAAAGUAAUGUUUGUUGAAAGAUACAAAAAUUUACGAGUUAUUUUUGAUUUAUUACUGGCAGAGAACAGUCCGCUACAUUUGUCUAUUAUUUCUAAGAAUUUGGAUCAGUUUGAAAAGUACAAAGAUAAAAUGAACACCAAAGAUCGAGGAGGUCGAACGCCAAUGCAUAUUAUAUGUACAUACGGAAUAGAAUAUCCGGACAAUAUUACGCGCAUCCACAAUCGAGAGUAUUCUUGGUACAUGACAAUGGUAAAAGUACUCGUAAAGGAAUGCACCAGCUUUGACAGCAAAGACGAUCUACUUAAUUACACUUGCUUGGAUUACUGUCUUGAGGCGAAUUGUUUGUACGUGUUGGAAGCAAUUUUGGAAAAUAAACUGGCCCAUUUUAACGAUAUUAAGGAAAAGAUUUUUAAACACUACAAACGAGAGACACUAGUGUACUAUGCGGCACAAAUGGGAUAUCCCUACUUGUUUUGUGCUCUAAUUUUAGAAAAAUCAUCACUUAUAAAUAAAAAAAUAGGCAAUCAAACUUUGUUGGCAACGGCAAUUAACGGAACAUGGAACGAUUGCGUUACACCACCUAGAAAAGGGAAUAUUGACGUUGUAAAUAUUUUAUUAAAAAAAAUUCAAGACAUAAACACCGCAAGUGACUAUUAUAUAGGUGAUACUUCUAUCUUAGAUAUGGCAUGUAAAAACUGUAAAUACGACAUGUUAGAAGUAUUAGUCGAAAACGGAGUUGAGUGUAGUGGUGGCAAAACUAUAUGGCAUCAACUAGCAACAAAUAAAACGAAAUAUAACGGAGCAGAAUUAGAGUUAUUAGAGAGAAUUCCUGUAGAUGUAAACAAAAAGUGCAAUAAAGGAUUAACCGCAUUACACGUUUCAAGCAAGUUUUGUUCGAUGUCAGUAGCAGAAAUAGUACUGAAAAAAGGAGCGAAUUUAAACAUUACAGAUGAAGAAGGCAACAGCCCAUUACAUUUUGCAUCAGAAUCAAAUGAAGUUAAUUUAGAUAUGAUUAAAAUGUUUCUUGCAAAAGGCAUCAACGUGAAUGCUCAAAAUAAAAAUGGAACGACCGCUUUACAAAUUGCAUGCCGGAACAAUGAUUAUGAACUUACAGAACUAUUGUUGGGUUCUGGCGCUUCGAUUAAUAUUAACGACAAACAUAACAAAAACGUGUUGCAUUAUGCAUCAGAAUCAAAGAAAAACAAUCGGGACAUAAUAAAAUUAUUGCAUGAGAAAAACAUCGGCGUAAAUGUUCAAGAUAAAUAUGGAACUACCGCUUUGCAAUUUGCAUGUUUAGAGGGUGUUUAUGAAAACGCAAAAAUAUUGUUAUAUUUCCGUGCUUCCGUUAACAUUAAGGACGAAAAUAACAACAACGCAUUACAUUAUGCAAUAAAAUCAGGGCGAAACAAUCAAGAUAUAAUACAAUUAUUGAUUGAUAAUGGCAUCGACCUAAAUACUCGAAAUAAAAAUGGAACAACUGCUUUACACCUUGCAUGCCUAGAAGGUAUUAAUGCUAAUGUGCAAAUGUUGUUAGAUUCUGGCACAUUGAUUAACAUCAUGGACAAAGAUCAGAACAACGCAUUACAUUAUGCCUCAGAAUCUAUGAACAACAAUGUACAUGUAAUGAAAUUAUUAAUUGAAAAAGGCAUCCACGUGAAUGAUCAAAAUAAAUAUGGAACGACCGCUUUACAAAUUGCAUGUCUAGAGGGUGUUUAUGAAAACGCAAAAAUAUUGUUAGAUUGCGGUGCUUCGAUUAACAUUGCGAAUAAUGCCAACAACAAUGCAUUACAUUUUGCAUCAGAAUCAAAAAAAGACAAUAGAGGUGUAAUAAAAUUACUGAUCGAAAAAGGCAUCGACGUAAAUGCACAAAAUGAAAAUGGAAAGACUGCUUUACAGUUUGCAUGUUUAGAGGGUAUUUAUGAAAAUGCAGAAAUGUUGUUAGAUUUCAGUGCUUCGAUUGGCAUUACUGACGAAGACAACAACAACGCGUUGCAUUAUGCAUCAUCAGCAGAAAACGUCAAUCGUUCUUUAAUAAAAUUAUUGAUUGAGAAAGGCAUCAACAUAAAUGCACAAAAUAAAAAUGGAAUGACCGCUUUGCAGCUGGCACGUUUAGAGGGUAUUCAAGAGAAUGUACAAAUGUUGUUGAAUUUAGGCGCUUCGGGUAACCGUAUAGACAAAGUUAAGAAGGAUACGGUGCAUUAUGCAUUGGCAUUACAGAAAGCAAAUCGAGACCUUUUGGAAGCUAAAAAGAAGAAAAGAGGAGGGUCAAUUUUUUAAAGGUGUACUUAGUUCAAAAUUGAAAGAAAAUGUAGGCAGAAGAUUGAGAAUCGUAAAUAUUUCAUCGUCGAAAUCUCAAAGCAUUCUAUGCAUGAUUGCAAAAAGUAUUAAAUCGGAUUAGAAGACCAGUGGAACAUAUGGCAAAUUCAGAAAUGUGGUGUGUACUUUCUGUUAUUCUUUUGGAAUAAUAUGAGUUAUAGUCUAAACUUGAUUUGGAUCUCUUGUCGAUCAAGAAAAAACAUAAAAUGCACAAUUCAGCAGAAAGUGAAUGUGAUAAGAAUGUAACGCUGUAAAAAAAUAUGUCACAGAAGCAUAAUCGUAGUACUCCGAGCUGCACGCGACAUACAACAAGAAAAAGAAUUCUGAAGGUGAAAAAAUUAUAAUUAUUGUACUGACCUUAUAGACGUUUGGAUUAUUAGAAGCCUAGUGUGACACGAUUAUACACUAAACAGUCUUAUAGUAUUCUUAGUUAUAUUAGAACUGUUGUAACAAAUUUUCUUAAGGCAUUUUUUGUAUUCACAAUACAUAGAUAUUUAUGUAAAUUAUUAUUACAGGAGAGUUGGAAUCUAAUAAUUGUAAACGAUUUGAAGGAGUUUAUUGUGAUGUAUGUCAUUUAAUUUGAGCAUUUAAUUAAAAUGAAUGUAAAUUUAAAUUAAUAUUAGGUAGGAUGUAGCAUUAGAAUUAACUGUUUUAGCAAAGUGUUUAGAUAGCUAAGACUGGUUAUCCACAACGACACUCUUUCAACCAACUGGACUAAUGCGACGUACGACGUAGCUUUUAAAUAAUUUUGUUACAUUUGUUUUUAUUAGGUAAACAUUUUAACUGUUUAUGGUAAUUAAGUGUUUCUGUUGUAUUACUUUAUGUUAAUCUAAACAUCACCAUGUUCUUGGUUGAUUUAAAAUGUCGGAACUGGAGAAUUGUCUUAAUUUCAUAAAAAGUUGUACAUUUAUUUUGUUGAUAUAAAUUUGUUAUUUUGUUUUUAAAAAGAUGAGAAGGUUUUGCAGCUGGGUAAAUAAGUUUCUUGAAAAUUUAUUUCACAGCUUUUUUCCUUCUCCAAAGAGGAAAAAAGCCGUCCCUUGACAAAAUUGAAUAAAAGAUGUUCUCUCCAUA